This is a messenger RNA of Miscanthus lutarioriparius, 1617 nucleotides long. NCBI's taxonomy places the organism in Eukaryota, Viridiplantae, Streptophyta, Magnoliopsida, Poales, Poaceae. The record is from the annotation of a GenBank genome assembly.
AUGGAGAGAAUCAUCGCCGCCAUCUUUCUUCUCCUCUUCUCGUGCCAAGCAGCAGCCGCCGCCGGAGCAGCUCGCGUCCGGCGGCCGCCGACGCUGGCGAGGCACUACGUUUCAUCAUGGACGCGCCGCCACCGCCAUCACGUGACGGCGGCGGGUGACGACGGCGGCGUGUCCCUGCCGCCGACGGUGCAGUACGAGACGCGGCGGUACACGCAGCGGCUGGACCACUUCAACUCCUUACCGGCGAGCUACGCGACGUUCCAGCAGCGGUACCUGAUCAACGACACGUUCUGGGGCGGCCCGACGGCGCCCAUCUUCCUGUACGCCGGCAACGAGGCCGACAUCGACCUGUUCACCAACAACACCGGGUUCAUGUGGGAGGCGGCGCCGCGGUUCCGCGCCAUGCUCGUCUUCGUGGAGCACCGCUACUACGGUGAGUCGCUGCCGUUCGGGGGCACCCGGGAGGCCGCGUUCCGGGACGCCGCCACCAAGGGCUACCUCACCGUCACGCAGGCGCUCGCCGACUACGCCUCGUUCGUGCUCAGCCUCAAGGCCAACCUCAGCGCGCCCACGGCGCCCGUCCUCGUCUUCGGCGGAUCCUACGGCGGCAUGCUGGCGGCGUGGAUGCGCCUCAAGUACCCGCAUGUUGUCAUGGGCGCCGUCGCGUCGUCCGCGCCAAUCCUCAGCUUCUAUGGCAUCGUGGAUCCCUACGCGUUCUACGACCGCAUCACCGACGACUUCAAGAGCGAGAGCAAGAACUGCUACGACGUGCUUCGGAAGUCGUGGGACGUUCUCUACAAUGCGCUCGCAACCAAGGAAGGCCAGGCGCUGCUGAGACGUACAUUCAACAUGUGCAAGGGCAGCAGCGUGCAGGACAUCCCGUCUCUGCUGGACAACGCGGUGGCCGAAGCGGCCAUGACGGACUACCCGACGGCGUCGGGGUUCCUGACGGCGCUGCCGGCGUACCCUGUCCGCUCGAUGUGCCGCGCCAUCGACGACCGCCAGGCGGCGGCGGCGGCGUCGAGCUCCGGCUCCGGCGACGGAAACGACGGCAACAGCACCACCGCCCUGCUGCUGCUGUCCCAGCAGGUCCGGGACGCCAUGAACGUCUACUACAACCACACGGGCGGGGCGUCGUGCUUCGGCGCGGCGGAGGACGACGACCCCUACGGCUUCUACGACGGAUGGAACUGGCAGUCGUGCACGGAGGUGAUGGUGAUGGCGUACGGCGUCCGCGACGGCAGCGUGCUGCCGCCGUCGCCCUUCAACUUCACCGACUUCGUCGACGACUGCCGCAAAGACACCGGCCUGCCGCCGCGCCCGUUCUGGAUCGAGACCGAGUUCGGCGGAUACGAUAUUGCGAAUGUCAUGAAGAAAUCUGCUAGCAACAUCAUCUUCUUCAACGGGCUGCGCGAUCCGUGGAGCACUGGAGGCGUGCUGAAGAGCGUCUCUGACAGCAUCAUUGCCCUGGUGGAGCCCAAAGGGGCACACCACGUGGAUUUGAGAUUCUCGAGCAAGGAUGACCCAGAGUGGCUGAAGCAGGUGCGGGUGAAGGAGACGAGGAUCAUAGCGCGCUGGCUCAAGCAAUACUACAGUGACGAGGGCAUUGCAACCUGA